Messenger RNA from Nicotiana tabacum (common tobacco), 1578 nucleotides. RefSeq lists its product as uncharacterized. Lineage: Eukaryota; Viridiplantae; Streptophyta; Magnoliopsida; Solanales; Solanaceae. The record is from RefSeq and is a predicted model, not a curated record. Gene Ontology annotation, molecular function: S-adenosylmethionine-dependent methyltransferase activity.
AUGCCAAUGCCAUAACCCCACACUGGGCACUGAGUAGUGCACAAAUCAGUUCUUGUUCACUCUUUUCUGUUUACCCUCAAUCAUCAAAGCACACAAUCUGACGAAUCCAAACAAACAAACGCGGCAAAUUACAUCACCAUUAUUAAUACAGAGUAGUAAAAUAUUGAUAGUUCAGAAUCUUCUACUUAUUAGAAUUUGUGAAUUUAUUGAUAUUCUUGAUAUUUCCCAUUACGAAAGGCUGACAUCGUGCUUUCCACUACUACUACUACUCUUUUGCUCACUGCUUUUUGCUCUCAACUUGUUAGAAACCCGACCCCAUCAAUCUUUUUCCGCGUUGGGAUCAUCAAUUUACUCCUCUCGGAUCUGAUAAAAUCAGCAUUCUUUAUUAUAAGUGAGAAUGGGGAAAGCUGCUAGAGACUGGGCGCAGAUCUACUCAAUUUAUGGUCUUGACGAUUGGCACACCCCAAUAUUCCUUUUAAUUCAUGCCAUUUUCUUCUCCGUUCUUUCGGUGCUUUUUCUCCUCUACUUCGAGCCCACCUGCUACUUCCUCCAGCAUUUCUUACCUGGUCCUAGCGCCGCUCGUUUCGCCGCCGGCUUCACCGGCUCCGUCACUGCCCUUUCCGCCGUCUGCCUCUUCUUCGCCGCCGGCAACAUCUUCUACUCCUCUGUUUCCCUCCACUGGGAAAUGGCACAGCGAAUGGUCAACGCUGUUACUGACUGGUCAACCGUCAAGCAUGCUCUCGACUUAGGCUGCGGCCGCGGCAUCCUCCUCAACGCCGUCGCUUUACAGCUUAAGAAAUCCGGAUCAUCGGGUCGCGUCGUCGGGUUACAUCCGACUCCGACCCGGUCUCUCACCACUCUCCGAACUGCAGGGCUUGAAGGUGUCCAGGAGUACGUCACGUGCCGGGCGGGUGACCCGAGGACGCUUCCGUUCAGCGAUAACUACUUCGACGUGGUAGCGUCGGCGGCCUUCGUGCACACGGUGGGGAAGGAGUUCGGGCAGAAGACGGCGGCAGCGGCGGCGGAGAGGAUGAGAGUUUUGGGGGAGGUGGUGAGGGUGCUGAAGCCUGGGGGUGUAGGGGUGGUGUGGGAUCUGGUGCACGUGCCGGAGUACGUGAAGAGACUGCACGAGCUGAAGAUGGAGGAUAUUCGGGUUUCGGAGCGGGUCACGGCCUUUAUGGUCAGUAGCCACGUCGUAUCAUUCAGCAAGCCAAGUCAGCAUUUUGUGGGGUCCAAUGAAGUGAGACUGGAUUGGAGACUCAACAAUCUUUGUUGAAAAUAUAGCAUAUGAAAGUCAAUAUGGUGAUAACGUAAGUUAUGGGUAGUAUGUUGUACUCUUUAUGUUUCUAGGGGCCUUUAUGGCAAUCUGGGGAAGCGAAGUGGAACCAGAUUCAAUAAUAAUAAAUUACUAAGAAUUUAGGACGGAUAGAGAGUGUUAUUUUCCCCAUUUUGAUAAGGGAACUUGAAUUUGUUCUAUAGCUCUAAAGAAAUGGUGAAUAUCUAUUGUAAUUUGUACAUAAUGUUUUGAUAUAUGAUUCUAAUUAAUUGUGCUACUAAAAUUAGCUUUUUUGAUUUUUA